AUGUCGGCUGUUUCGGGAUCUGGGUUUCAGGUCAGAGGCGGCGCCGGCGGUUUGACUAGAACCGCCUGCGCGCCGAGCCACCAGCUGAAUGCGGUGGCGGCUCUGGGUCGGAGGGUUCGGGCGUCCCGAGGAUUCGCCGUCAAGCAGCGGGGGGUUGACCUCGAGAGCAGGUUCGUCUCCGGCGGGAGGGUAUGCCGCGGAGCAUUAUCGGGAUUCGAGAGGCUGCAUCUGCGGCAGGAGGUUGGGUCGGGUCGGGCCUCAAAGAUGCGGAUCGUGGUGAAGAAUGCGCUGUCUCAGGUGCCUGAGAAGCCGCUCGGGCUCUACGAUCCAUCCUUUGACAGGGAUUCGUGUGGUGUUGGGUUCGUGGCGGAGCUUUCCGGUGAAAGCAGCCGUAAAACGGUGACGGAUGCUAUUGAAAUGUUGGUUCGAAUGACGCACAGAGGUGCUUGUGGCUGCGAGACGAAUACUGGAGAUGGAGCUGGAAUUCUUGUUGGGCUUCCACAUGAUUUUUACAGAGAGGCUACCAAAGAUGCUGGCUUUGAGCUUCCUGCACCUGGAGAAUAUGCAGUCGGCAUGUUUUUCCUGCCUACUUCUGACAGUCGCCGAGAGCAAAGUAAAGUUGUGUUUACAAAGGUCGCUGAGUCACUCGGCCACACGGUUCUUGGGUGGCGUUCUGUCCCAACAGAUCACUCGGGAUUGGGGAAUUCAGCUAUUCAGACAGAACCUGUAAUUGAACAAGUUUUUCUUACAGCCAGUCCCCAAUCGAAGGCUGAUUUUGAGCAACAAAUGUAUAUAUUAAGGAGGGUCUCAAUGGUAGCCAUACGAGCCGCCCUUAACCUUCAACAUGGUGGAACGAAGGACUUCUACAUUUGUUCUCUGUCAUCAAGGACUGUAGUCUACAAAGGUCAGUUGAAGCCCGACCAGUUGACGGGGUAUUACUAUGCGGAUCUUGGCAAUGAAAGGUUUUCGAGCUACAUGGCCCUGAUACACUCUCGAUUCUCGACAAAUACUUUUCCAAGCUGGGAUCGAGCUCAGCCUAUGCGCGUACUCGGGCACAAUGGAGAAAUAAACACGCUUAGAGGCAAUGUCAAUUGGAUGAGAGCACGUGAGGGUCUUUUGAAAUGCAAGGAGCUUGGCCUGUCAAAAACAGAAAUGAAGAAGCUCCUGCCAAUUGUGGAUGCCAGCUCAUCUGAUUCAGGUGCCUUUGAUGGUGUACUGGAGCUUUUGAUUAGAGCUGGUAGAAGUCUCCCCGAAGCUGUAAUGAUGAUGAUUCCAGAAGCCUGGCAAAACGACAAAAAUAUGGAUCCUGAAAGAAAAGCUCUGUACGAAUAUUUCUCGGGUCUAAUGGAACCUUGGGAUGGCCCUGCACUAAUAUCAUUUACUGAUGGGAGAUAUCUUGGGGCAACACUCGACCGAAAUGGGCUACGGCCGGGUCGCUUUUAUAUCACGCAUAGUGGCAGAGUCAUCAUGGCUAGUGAAGUUGGAGUUGUCGAUAUUCCUCCGGAGGACGUGUCGAGGAAAGGAAGGCUUAACCCUGGCAUGAUGCUUCUGGUGGACUUUGAAAACCAUGUUGUGGUUGAUGAUGAUGCCCUCAAGAAACAGUACUCACUUGCUCGACCUUACGGAGAGUGGCUAAAACGCCAGAAGCUACAGCUGCAGGACAUUGUCGAGUCCGUGCAGGAAUCCGAAAGGGUUCCUCCUCUCAUAUCUGGUGUUUUUCCGGCAUCUCCUGAUGACGAAAAUAUGGAGAACAUGGGAAUUCAUGGUUUGCUGUCCCCGCUAAAAGCGUUCGGCUACACCGUUGAAUCCCUUGAGAUGCUAUUGCUUCCCAUGGCAAAAGACGGAGUGGAGGCCCUUGGCUCGAUGGGAAAUGAUGCCCCGCUGGCAGUGAUGUCCGACCGGGAGAAGCUUACGUUUGAGUACUUCAAGCAGAUGUUUGCUCAGGUGACUAAUCCCCCGAUUGAUCCUAUCCGGGAAAAGAUAGUCACCUCCAUGGAAUGUAUGAUUGGUCCUGAAGGAGACAUCACUGAGACCACGGAGGAUCAGUGUCACCGGCUUUCGCUCAAGGGACCUCUGCUCUCCAUUCACGAGAUGGAGGCUGUGAAGAAGAUGAACUACAAAGGAUGGAGGAGUAAAGUCCUCGACAUAACCUUCUCCCGUGAACGUGGUAAGAAGGGCCUCGAGGAAACCUUAGACAGGAUAUGUGACGAGGCUCACAAUGCCAUCAAGGAAGGUUAUACUACUCUUGUGCUUUCAGAUAGAGGUUUCUCGCCAAAGCGUGUCCCUGUCAGCUCCCUCCUUGCGGUUGGUGCUGUUCACCAUCACUUGGUGCAGAAACUCGAGCGGACCCAAGUUGCGUUGAUAGUCGAGUCUGCCGAGCCACGCGAGGUCCAUCAUUUCUGCACGCUCGUCGGGUUUGGUGCAGAUGCUAUCUGCCCUUACCUGGCAGUUGAAGCCAUCUGGCGUCUCCAGGUGGAUGGCAAAAUCCCCCCGAAAGCCAAUGGUGAGUUCUACACAAAGGAGGAGCUAGUCAACAAGUACUUCACGGCCAGCAGCUAUGGCAUGAUGAAAGUGCUGGCCAAGAUGGGUAUAUCGACCCUGGCAUCGUACAAAGGCGCCCAGAUUUUUGAGGCCGUGGGGCUCUCAUCAGAGGUAAUGGAUCGCUGCUUUAAGGGGACUCCAAGUAGGGUAGAGGGUGCGACUUUCGAGGCCCUUGCACACGAUGCGCUCAAGCUCCACGAGCUGGCAUUCCCGAACCGUGCGCUUCCAGCUGGCAGUGCCGAGGCCGUUGCUCUCCCAAAUCCUGGGGACUAUCACUGGAGGAAAGGUGGUGAAGUCCACCUGAAUGACCCGCUCGCCAUUGCCAAGUUGCAGGAGGCAGCCAGGUCGAACAGCGUGGCUGCCUAUAAGGAAUACUCUAAGCGCGUGCAGGAGUUGAACAAAUCCUGUAAUUUGAGAGGUCUUUUGAAAUUUAAGGAGGCUGAGGUGAAAGUGCCGUUGGAUGAAGUCGAGUCGGCUAGUGAGAUCGUUAAGCGUUUCUGCACGGGUGCUAUGAGUUAUGGAUCGAUAUCGUUGGAGGCACAUACAACACUUGCUAUUGCAAUGAAUAAAAUUGGAGGGAAGUCUAAUACAGGUGAGGGAGGCGAACAGCCGUCUCGCAUGGAGUCUCUCGAGGAUGGCUCGAGAAAUCCCAAGAGGAGUGCUAUUAAGCAGGUAGCCAGUGGAAGAUUCGGAGUUUCUAGCUACUACCUUACGAAUGCAGAUGAGUUACAGAUAAAAAUGGCCCAGGGAGCAAAGCCUGGCGAAGGGGGUGAACUUCCCGGACACAAAGUCAUCGGCGACAUUGCCGUGACUAGGCAUUCCACUGCUGGUGUGGGCCUCAUCAGCCCUCCUCCCCAUCACGACAUUUACUCGAUCGAGGAUCUCGCUCAAUUGAUUCAUGACCUCAAGGUAAGUUUUCAAGAUUCUCCGAGUUUGUUCAAAAUAAGCCUCGGGGCCUUUCUGUGCCCAGGCAUCACCCUCGAGCUCGAGGGAGACAGCAAUGAUUACGUCGGAAAGGGACUUUCGGGCGGGAGGAUUGUCGUGUACCCGCCGAGGGGCAGCAGGUUCGACCCCAAGGACAAUAUCGUCAUUGGUAAUGUUGCGCUCUACGGGGCCACGAGCGGGGAGGCUUAUUUCAAUGGGAUGGCGGCCGAGAGGUUUGCCGUGAGGAACUCGGGCGCUAGGGCUGUUGUUGAAGGAGUUGGGGACCAUGGAUGCGAGUACAUGACGGGUGGGACCGUCGUCGUUUUGGGUCGGACGGGUAGGAAUUUCGCCGCGGGGAUGAGCGGGGGAAUAGCGUAUGUCCUCGAUGCCGACUCGACUUUCCGGUCGAGGUGCAAUGCGGAGCUGGUGGAUCUCGACCCGGUCGAGGAGGAAGAAGAUGUGUUGACACUCAGGAUGAUGAUACAGCAGCACCAGCGCCACACGGGCAGCCAGCUCGCGAAGAAUGUGCUCGCCGAUUUCGAUGUCCUCUUGCCAAUGUUCGUCAAGGUCUUCCCACGUGACUACAAGCAGGUUCUAGCAACCAACAAGGCGGAAGAGAUUCCGAGAGCAGCUUCUAAAGAGGCUGAGGUGCAAGAAGAGGAUAAAUUGAUGGGGAAAGAUGCUUUUGAGGAACUCAAGAAGCUGGCAGCUGCAUCAUUAGUCAACAAUGCAAACAAUAAUUCCAGUCAGGUUGAAGAAGAUAAAUCUUCAAAGAGACCGACCAGGGUUCCUGAUGCAAUCAAGCAUCGAGGUUUUGUUGCAUAUGAGCGAGAGAGCAUAUCAUAUAGGGAUCCCAAUGUUAGGAUGAACGAUUGGAAUGAGGUCAUGGAAGAGCUAAAGCCCGGGCCACUAUUGAAAACGCAAUCUGCUCGCUGUAUGGAUUGUGGUACUCCUUUUUGUCAUCAGGAGAACUCUGGAUGCCCUCUCGGGAAUAAAAUACCCGAAUUCAACGAGUUGGUGUACCAAAACCGGUGGCGUGAAGCACUCGACAGGCUUCUUGAGACCAAUAACUUCCCGGAGUUCACUGGCCGUGUGUGCCCUGCGCCUUGCGAAGGGUCUUGUGUACUCGGCAUCAUAGAAAACCCCGUUUCUAUCAAGAGUAUCGAGUGCUCGAUUAUCGAUAAAGCUUUUAAAGAGGGAUGGAUGGUCCCACGACCUCCCUCGAAGAGAACUGGAAAAAAAGUUGCUAUUGUGGGAAGCGGGCCGGCUGGUUUGGCUGCUGCCGAUCAGCUAAACAAGAUGGGUCACUCCGUGACGGUAUUCGAGCGAGCUGACCGAGUCGGUGGUCUGAUGAUGUAUGGAGUGCCGAACAUGAAAGCCGAUAAAAUUGAUAUUGUUCAAAGACGAGUCGAUCUCAUGAGAGAUGAGGGAGUCAACUUUGUGGUCAACGCUAAUGUCGGCAGAGAUCCCAUGUACUCGCUCGAUCGGCUCCGAAAGGAGCAUGAUGCAAUUGUCUUGGCUGUGGGGGCCACAAAACCAAGGGAUCUUCCUGUUCCCGGUCGAGACCUUUCUGGAGUCCAUUUCGCCAUGGAGUUUCUUCACGCGAACACGAAAAGCUUGCUCGAUAGCAAUCUUGAAGACGGCAAGUACAUUUCUGCUAAGGGUAAGAAAGUGGUGGUUAUCGGUGGAGGUGACACCGGGACUGACUGUAUCGGGACUUCCAUUAGACAUGGCUGCAAUAGCAUUGUAAACCUCGAGCUUCUCCCCGAGCCUCCGCGUACCCGUGCCCCAGGCAACCCUUGGCCUCAGUGGCCCCGAGUAUUCCGGGUGGAUUAUGGUCAUCAAGAAGCUUCCACCAAGUUUGGUAAAGAUCCGAGGACUUACGAAGUGCUGACGAAGCGUUUCAUAGGUGACGAGAAUGGAGUCGUGAAAGGACUCGAAAUUGUGCGUGUCAAAUGGGAGAAGGACGAAAGUGGAAAGUUUCAGUUCAAGGAAGUCGAAGGCUCGGAGGAGAUUAUCGGAGCUGAUUUAGUCUUGCUGGCCAUGGGAUUCCUCGGGCCUGAAGAGACUUUGGCUGAUAAAUUGGGACUUGAUCGAGACAAUCGGUCGAACUUCAAGGCUGAUUAUGGCCGUUUUUCAACGAAUGUCGAAGGUGUUUUUGCCGCUGGUGAUUGUCGGCGCGGGCAAUCAUUGGUGGUGUGGGCCAUUAACGAAGGUAGACAAGCUGCUGCACGAGUCGACAAGUAUCUCGUGAGAGAUGAAGAUGAUGAUGAAUGUACACUUGGCGAGCCCGAAGAAUUUGUGAAAACACGAGACAGCAACAGAGAACACACUGUAAGAACAUAG
This is a messenger RNA of Striga hermonthica, 5811 nucleotides long. The record is from the annotation of a GenBank genome assembly. Lineage: Eukaryota; Viridiplantae; Streptophyta; Magnoliopsida; Lamiales; Orobanchaceae.